This is a messenger RNA of Rodentolepis nana, 3927 nucleotides long. NCBI's taxonomy places the organism in Eukaryota, Metazoa, Platyhelminthes, Cestoda, Cyclophyllidea, Hymenolepididae. The record is from the annotation of a GenBank genome assembly.
AUGGGAGAUUUUAUAAAGUCGGCCUUCGGCUAUUUUGGAGGACCAAAUCAAGGGGUUAAAGAACAUGAGUUAGUGGGAGAGUCUGUGGAAGUUGGGAAGGCUCACUUUCGUAUUCGUCGAGUAAUUGCCGAUGGUGGUUAUGGUGUGGUAUUCGAAGGAUAUGAUAGUUCCUUGGGACGAUCUUUCGCCAUAAAGCGACUUUUUGCUCCGGAUCAAGAUGAAGUAAAUGUUGUUAUGAAUGAAAUUAGUAUCCUGAAACGGCUUUCCGGGCAUCAAAAUAUAAUGGCAUUUUAUGGUUGCGCUCGUGCUGGUAAAGAGAGAGGCAAGCAUGCUGGGAAUGAAUUCCUCAUUGUCACUGAAUUGUGUUCAGGAGGUCAACUUAAAGAUUAUCUGCCUGUUCCACAUCAGGGUAAACACCUUCCAGCAGACAUUGUACUUCAGAUUCUUUCUCAAACCAGUCGAGCCAUUCAACACAUGCACAAACAAUCACCCCCAAUUAUUCAUCGUGAUUUAAAGAUUGAAAAUAUUCUUCUUUCUGAGUCAUUUACUAUCAAAUUGUGUGAUUUUGGUAGUGCCACUACGGAAACGUUUAUUCCAAAUAUAUCCUGGUCCGCCGUUGAACGUGGCAGAGUUCAGGAAAGUUUGGAAAAAGUUACGACUCCUAUGUACAGAUCUCCUGAAAUGUUGGAUUUAUAUCUCAAUUAUCCCAUCAAUGAGGCUCUAGAUAUUUGGGCCUUUGGAUGCAUUAUGUUCUAUCUAGUUUGUGGCUUUCAUCCCUUUGAAGAUUCGGCCAAAUUGGCCAUUCUCAAUGCAAAUUACAACCUUCCACCCUCCGAUAGUGACUUUGAACCUUUUCACAAUCUCAUCCGUCAAAUGCUACUGGUUGAUCCCACUCAAAGGCCGAAUAUAAACUCCGUUUAUGGAGAAUUAUCGGAUUUAGCUACCACUCGCAAUGUUCCCGCAUUCGAUUCCAUUAUCUUCAAUGAGGAUGUUAGGCGACGAUUGCGUAAUCGGUCAAGUGAUGGUCAACCGCCAGCUCAACCGCCCUCUCCUUUUGAAACUUCCACGCCACUCUCACGACCUCCGCCAAAUCACACACCCACUGUCCCUCCAAGUCGACCCUCAGUGGGUCCUGGUGCCGGCAGUAGUCGGACACGCUCUUACCUCCCCUCAUCAACCAAUGGGUCAGUGUCCUCUACGGAUUCAUCUCUUGAUACUCCCGAGCGCCAUUCACUUGGAGGCGGUGGUGGUGGUGGGGUUUUGGGAUUUCUCAAGGGCAGCGCAGGGCACUUGAUUAAAAAUAUCAAAGAGACAUCGUCUAAGGUGAUGGAGGCUGUCACUGCCGCAAUGCCCAGUGAUUUGGAUCUGCAGUAUAUCACCACACGCAUUGCAGUUAUGUCCUACCCAGCUGAAAGUGGAUUAGAAGCCGUAGUCGGCUCCCGCAACUCAAUGGAAGAAGCUCAAGCCUAUCUUGAUCGCCACCAUCCAAACAGCUAUGCUGUCUACAACCUCAGCUCACGACCCUAUCGGUCAACUUGCUGGUUUGGUGGUCGGGUCUCCUUCCGACGCUUUGAGCUCAAUCGGGCCCCUUCUCUGGCCUCUCUCAUUGAGUUGUGUCAAAAUGCCCGUCUCUGGCUGUCUCAAAAGCCCGAUAAUAUAUGUGUUAUCCACUGUGGAGAUGGUAGACAGCUUUCUGCUGUGUUUGUUUGCAGCCUCCUCUGUUUUUGUGGAGCUUUUUCUGAUGCUAGUUCGGCUGCAAGGUUCUUCAAUUCUAAAAGGAGUUCUUCGAGACUUACUCCUGCGCAGUUGAGGUACAUUGACUAUGUGGCAAAACUAGUGGCUGUACCUCCUCAUAUUCCUCAUAACAAACCUGUCAAACUGUUGAGUAUAUUGAUAGCACCCAUUCCCUCCUUCAAUCGACUCAAGAACGGUUGUCGACCCUAUGUUGAAGUCUCUCAAGGUGAUAAGAAAGUUUUCACAUCAAUGACGGAUUAUGAAUCUCUACGGACCUAUGAAUUCGAGGACCGAAAAAUUGAAGUCUUUCUAAACAACCUCAUGGUUUACGGUGAUGUGACCAUCAGCGUCUACCAUGCUCGGUCAUUCUUCGCUGGCAAGGGGAAAGCAUCAGCAGUGAAAAUUUGCCAGCUUCAAUUUCACACCGGUUUCAUUGACCCUAGUGUCACAAAGGUCACAUUCCUUAAGUCGGAAUUGGAUCAUCUCUACUCGCUACAUACAAGUGGCACUCAUAAUGCGAGUAUUCCCAGUGGUGGUGGUUCAGUAACAAGUCGGUAUGCAGAGAGCUUUCAUACUGUUCUUCAUCUUGCUGUCAGUCCAACAGAACGUCCACGUCAGGGCUCAACUCUUGUAUUCCCCUGGGAAACACUUCCCCCUGAAUCUGCUCGGAAACCCAUUCUCUGUUUCACUGACCCUUAUGAGAUGAGAUCAAUCAUGCCUCCUGAUGCACUAAAGGCACACGGCUAUUCUUCCACUGGUCAACCAUUAUCAGCACAAUCAAAAUCAUCGCCUCAAGUAAGUCGAAAUGGUGAGGAAGGCGCUAAACAGGUUGAUAAACCACCUCCUCGACCUGUUUCGUCGAAAAUUGCUGCUCCUCAAACUGUUGACACCCUGAUAGAAGGCCUAGGAUCCGCUCACCUUGACGAUAUUAAUGAACCCGCUCCAAAAGUUGAAAAGGAACCAGUCGCAGAGGAGAGUCAACCGAAAUCGGGCGAUGAGGCUUCUGUGGACACCCCUGUCGUCAAUGAUCUACUGAACAUAUCCUCUUCACCUUCGAAAACCCCAUCAAUCAAUCAUCAGCCCCCCUCCCCAAUUUCUUCCAAUCUCCUCUUUGAUGACCUAUUUUCCUCUAUUCACACUCCCUCAGCUAAGCCUGCCACAGAUGACUGGCAAGAUCCAUGGGGUAGUGAAACAGCUGUCAAUCUGAAUCCCUUCGACCCUUUUGGCACUGCCACAGAACCACCAGAAGAUUUCCAGAGGUCUCACUCUCCCCCAACCCCAAAAUCCCCCUCUGAUUUUGAUCCAUUUGGAACACGGAAAUUCAUGCAUACUAGUAGUAGUACAUCGAAUCUAUUUACGCCCUCAACAGUCGCUGCUACGUCACCAAAACCACCGAAUGUCCACAUUUCUUCCUCCUCCUCGAAUCUCACAAGGGGUAAUGGUAAUGGUGGUGUUGGAGGAAAUCCUUUUGAGGAAUUCGGAGAGUUCUUUGAGGCUCCGAAAGCCAAUUCCCACUCACAAAGCCCUAGUCAUCAAGACAAGAACUUUCCUUCCACUUCUGCUAAUAAUAGCAAACCUGGUCCAACUCCCUUUGGUUUCCCAUUCACUAACUCCACCUCCUCUGCUCGUCAAUCUCCCUUUACUCCUCCUACUGGUAGUACUCCACCUCCCACUAAACCAGCCGGCACAGCCCCGUUCACCUCCCCAAAACACAAUCCUCCUCCCCAGACCAAUACUACAUCUGGAAGUGGCUUUUCUGGUGCCCGUCCUCGAGUCACUGAAAAUGCGUUUGAAGAUCUCCUGGGAGGUUUUAAUUCAUCUGGUGCGGCUUUUGGCAGUUCUCGGAAGAACCAACAGCCUAAAACACUGGCUGAGAUUCGGCAUCAAAAGCUAGCUCAGACUGAAGAUCCUGAAACACUUAAGGUGAUAGAGUGGUUGGACGGAAAGGAGAAGAAUGUCCGAGCUUUGUUGUGUACUCUGGGCGCAGUGUUGUGGGAAGGCGUUCGGUGGGAGCAAAUCUCUAUGGCCGAUGUGAUGACUGUCAAACAGGUGAAGCAGCAAUACCGGAAAGCUGCCAGGGCUGUUCAUCCUGAUAAGUGGAUGAACACAGAGUAUAUGAAUAUGGCUAAGCUGAUCCUGAUGGAACUGAACGACGCAAUGGCCGAGUUCGAGAAACAAGAAUGUCCGUGUUAA